CAGUAAUCUUGGGAAAUUUAGUUAUUCUAAAAUGUCGACAUCCUGUGCCGUAAAUUCUUCGAGCAAUUCUGCUGCACCUGUAUUUGAGCUUAAGAAUGAUACUUGGACGGUUGCACAUCAGAAUAAUACCACUUUGGACAUGUCUCGUGUCACAAAAACACAGUCGAUCCAGGUGUGCGAGUGCAACGAUGUGAAGAUUGUCAUUCCUGAUAAGAUAGUAUCUCUUUCUUUGGUGAUGUGUAACAAGGUUGAAGUACAGCUUAACUCCUGUAUCACUGGUAUGGAAAUCACUAGUUGCAAUGGUGUUAUGGUACGAGUGUCUAGUAACCUUCCAUCAGCGGCCAUCGAUAAGUGCCAGCAGGUUGCAUUCUGGAUAACAAGUGCCAAUGCGGAGACUAUUAUGUUCACAUCAUGCAAAUCUGGUGACAUGAAUGUUAACAUUAACCGUAACACUAGUGGCAACGUUGACGAGGACGAUUGGAUUGAACGUCCAAUUCCCGAGCAAUAUGAGCACCGCUUCAAUGCCAAAUUGAAUCUUGAAAGCAAGCCAUCAAUGUUAUACUGAUCUUGUAGAUCUGUUUCUUAUACACUGCAAUAUAAAAUUGAAUUAA
Babesia bovis T2Bo is the source of this 611-nucleotide messenger RNA. Its product is annotated as Adenylate cyclase associated (CAP) C terminal family protein. The transcript has 2 exons. Gene Ontology annotation, molecular function: actin binding; adenylate cyclase binding. NCBI's taxonomy places the organism in Eukaryota, Apicomplexa, Aconoidasida, Piroplasmida, Babesiidae. Gene Ontology annotation, cellular component: cytoplasm. The record is from RefSeq and is a predicted model, not a curated record. Bases 32 to 565 code for a protein of 177 amino acids. Gene Ontology annotation, biological process: cytoskeleton organization; regulation of adenylate cyclase activity.